AUGGAGGUUACAGAACAACUACUAACAUGUCCCAUCUGUGCGGAUGUCUUUACAAAACCCAUACGUCUCCCCUGUGGACACAACUUCUGUCAGACCUGCAUCCAUAUCGUUUGGAACAUGGAUGAUGAUGACUCAGGAGCAGGACCACGAUUCUGUCCUGAAUGCCAGAUCUUUCUUCCACCUGACCUGACGCUUGAAAUCAACACAGAUCUGGAGCAAAAGGUACAGCAUUCCAGCACUUGUGGACGUGUGACAGAAGAGACUGCAUUAAUGACUUCAGCUAUCACGUGUGAUCAGUGCAUUGAGAGGUCUUCAGUGGCUGUGAAAAAUUGUCUGAACUGUGAUGCUUCACUAUGCUCAGCUCACACUCUCCAUCAUCAGCACAGGGAGCGGCUCAGAGGACACACACUUAUUGAAUUGACCGAAGAUCUGUUUUCCUAUAAGUGUCAGGAGCAUGGUGAGGAGCAGAAGCUGUUUUGCCAGGAUGACCAGGCUGCCGUGUGCUAUCUCUGUGUGGUGUUCGGAACACAUAAGAAUCACCGGAUCAUCCAGCUGCAUGAAGCCUGCUCAGAUUUCAAGAAAGCAGUGGAGGAAAGAAAUGCGGAGCUGCAGCAGAACAGACACCUGGCUGUGUGUGCUUUACAGGACCUGCAGCGACUGGUUUCUGAGACAUCUUCUUCUGCUAAAGCCUACAGAGUCAGAACCACAGAAACAUACAAGCAAAUAAAAGCCUUGAUUGUACAGGAUCAACAGCUGAUGAUGGAUAUUAUAGAAAUGGAAGAAGUUUACAUCAACAAGUGGGUGGCGUCUCGGAGAGUGUCUUUGGAGCAGCAAAUAAAAGACAUGGAUUCUUUAUUAAGUGAAAGCAAAUCUCUUCUUCAAGAAAACGAUCAGCUAAAACUGAUCAGGGGCAAAAUUGAAAUCAACAACACUGUCAUCAGUGGAUACACACAAACACAGGAUGGAAACUACCUGAAGACAAUACAUUUAGAUCCAGAUACAGCACACCCUAAUCUGGAAGUUUCCUCAGACCUGCUGGAGGUUUGCUGGAGUAAACAGAGCAGGCAGGAAAGCAAAGACACAGAAGACGUCAGCACUGAGUACAGUAUCCUGGCCAAGGAGUCAUUCCUCAGUGGCUCUCAUUACUGGGAGACUGCAGUCUGGGAGAAACCAUACUGGCUAAUUGGUCUGUCAUAUGGGUCCAAAACACAGGCAGGAAAGAAGAAUGAAACUCCUGACUGUAUCCUCUUGAACAAGACAUUCUGCUACAUCUAUCAUGGAAAUGGAAGAUAUCUUGUAUGCAAUGGUUCAGAGGAAACUAUGUUAGCAGUGGAAAAGAAAAUUCAAAAAGUUGGAGUCUGUGUGGAAAUUGAGAAAGGAACAGUAGUUUUCUAUGAUGCAGACACACUGAAAUUGCUCCAUUUGUUUUCAGUAGAAUUUCUGGGUCCAGUGAGACCUUUAUUCAACCCUUGCCUUUGUUUCAACAAGCAAAACGCACAACCUCUCAUCUUGUUAAACUGGACAGGCCAAAAGGAGUCCGGUGUAGCAGUAGAGGUAGAGGAUGUCCUCAUCAUAGCAAUCAGUGUUCUGCCUCUCCUUCAAGGAAUUGGUCUGCACCAGUUGUGGGUGGCCUUUGGCCAAGGACGGAACCUGAGAUGGAUUCCUGUACAUGACCUGCACCUCUCUUUAGGACUGGAGAAGAGCAAAGGAAUACUCUUCUUUCAUGCCUUCACUGGUUGCAAUGUUGUAUCAGGCUUCCGCAGCAAAGGGAAGAAGUCUGCAUGGCAAACCUGGGAUGUGUAUGCUGAAGCUUCUGAUGUCUUUGCCAAGCUCAGCCAGUACCCACCAACAGUAGAUGAUGAUCUGGAGGUCCUGGAGAAGUUUGUGGUGACAAUGUAUGACAGGUCCAGUACAGUUGUACGUGUUGAUGAUGCCAGGCUGGAUAUGUUUGCUUGA
Neoarius graeffei (lesser salmon catfish) is the source of this 1956-nucleotide messenger RNA. Its product is annotated as E3 ubiquitin-protein ligase TRIM41-like. Lineage: Eukaryota; Metazoa; Chordata; Actinopteri; Siluriformes; Ariidae. Bases 1 to 1956 code for a protein of 651 amino acids. The transcript has 6 exons. Gene Ontology annotation, molecular function: protein binding; zinc ion binding. The record is from RefSeq and is a predicted model, not a curated record.